CUUGCGUGGUUAAUGUUAGGGUUCCUGAUUGUAGAGGUAAUUAUUAUGGUGUAAUUAUUAUGGUGUAUCUAUUGUAAUUAAUUACCUAAUUAAUUAAUGGAACAUUCACUAAUGGAAUGUCCUAUAAGUGACCAAUAGGAAAGGGGUACUGCUGGACACCCAAGCCAAGCUAAGCUUAUAGCAUUUUAUUGCUCUCUUUUGUUUUACCCAUCGAGGAGAGCAGAUGUGUACUUUGUUAAGCUGUCUCUUUUGUUACAAUUCAGAAAGGUCAAUUUAAGAAUUGUAUAAGGAUUAAGAAGAAAUAUUAUAUUAACUACUCUACGUAUAUGGUAAUUCCUGAACAGAAUACACUGUGUAAUCGCCACAAACCGAGGCUGUUUACUAGAUGCUGUUUUUACAUAAAUAAAUACGAGUGAACUUUAUUUGAGAUGUACUGUCUGUUAUUGACGUGUCGACCGCUACCCCACACUUUAUAGCUUGGGAGGCCAACUACAGCCUGUCUCAGUGGUGUCAGAAGUGGGAUGAACAAGACAACAGACAAAGGUAACAAUACGUUUAUCCGAAUGAAGCAGCCUCAGUUUGCGGAAGAAGACCGACUAUCCUGCUGAAGAAUGAAGAAUCAACGCAACAUAGUUUAAUUACAUCAUUGUAUAUUCAAGAUUUUUUUUAAAGAUUUAUAUUUGAUUGAAAUAUUUAUACUAUUAUACAGACUUGUCUGUUUUAUGCAAUAUAUUGUUUAUUUUCUGAUGAUUAUUUUGUAACAUAUUUUUUUCUCUCUCGAUUCAUCAAUAAUUAUAUAUUUGUACCCUACUGUAAUCAUAUUUCACACAUAAUGGCGAACCAAGAUGAUGCAGGUCCUUCCACCCAGGAAAUUCUUCAAACCAUAGCAACGGCAUUACAGGGAAUCAAUGUGCAUCAUGUGCAUCCAGGUGUGAAGUUAACAAAGUUCAAAGGUUCCAAAGCAAGUAGUGAGCCUUCCUUGACCGAAUGGCUUGAAGACUUUGCAGCUUACGCGAACCAAUAUGGGCUGAGCGAUGCGAGAAGAGCACAAGCACUACUUGAUCACCUAGGUGGAAGUGCCAAGGAAGAACUACUAUGUUACGGAUUAGAUGUACGUGGAGACCACAGGAGGAUAAUAGAAGUACUGAAGGAGAGAUUCGGUCCUCAAGAAACCAAUGCAUCCCUGAGUGAGACCUUACAUAAUAGAGUGCAGCAGGACGGUGAAAGUCUGGCAGAGUUUAGCCUAGCGUUGAUGCGGAUAUACGGAAAAAUGGAGGCCGCGACAUCAGAUGCCACUGAAAGAGCCGCACUGACAAGGUUAAGGGACAACACUCUUAAGGAAAGACUGGUUCGAGGGGUACGUGAAAAGUGGGUUCACCGAGAACUACGGCGAAUAGAGAUUGAAUGCAGAGGGAGAUCCUUUAUGGAGAUGCGUCGAAGUGCUCUAGAAUUCUUUCAAGACCAAGAACCAGCUUCUAGACGACCUCCUGGCGUAUAUGAAGUAUAUGCUGAUCGGGUACACACUACAUCGCAUGAACGAGCCGACAAAUCGACAGAAAAACAGAGAGAAUUAUCACGAGAAGUUAGCACAUUAAAGGACGAGAUGGAAAAAUUAAGAUUAGUUAUCGAGAGAAUGGAUAGACCAGGCCCUACUACCAAAGGCAAAACUCCUGUCAAGGAAAUUACAUGCUACAAGUGUGGUCAAAAGGGCCAUUACAAACGUCAUUGCCGGAAUUCAGGUCGAAGACAAGGUGCUUGUCAACUACAGCUGGGUUAUCCAUCACAAUCAGUCUAUCAACGACAGCCAGCUCACAAGCCACAUUCAAACUACCAACCAGAAGCAGGUUAUCAGUCAUCGCCAAGCUUUCAACCACCUCAGGCUAAUCACCGACCGCAGACAACCUACAUGUUGCAAGAGAAUGCACAGCGUCAACAGAUCACUCAGCAAAAGCCCGAACACCAGCAUCCGGAAAACUUCUACCCUCCGCCACAAGGGGCAAAAUGGUAGGAGGGGAUAGCAGACAGCCCAUUUCAAUACAUGAGUC
Molecule: messenger RNA, 2045 nt
Organism: Anneissia japonica
Lineage: Eukaryota; Metazoa; Echinodermata; Crinoidea; Comatulida; Comatulidae
Exons: 3
Coding region: 833-2008 (391 amino acids)
Molecular function (GO): nucleic acid binding; zinc ion binding
Source: RefSeq, a predicted model, not a curated record